Messenger RNA from Ooceraea biroi (clonal raider ant), 1518 nucleotides. RefSeq lists its product as uncharacterized. Lineage: Eukaryota; Metazoa; Arthropoda; Insecta; Hymenoptera; Formicidae. The record is from RefSeq and is a predicted model, not a curated record.
UAACCGAGCGCAAAUAAGUCGCAAUCGCGCUGCGCUGAGGACGAGUGACGACUGCUUACCACUACUACACCGUGCAUUGAUAACAGUAACGUUGCUCCAGAAAUUUCCAUACUUUUUAGUGCUUCGUCGAGUAACCGUCCAGUAUCAAAGCUUUGUCCAACGUGUCUCUCGACGCGACGAAAUCGGUGCUUGCGAUGUAUCGGUUCACUUGAGCAUUCCCGCGGCAUUCCCGGCGCUCGUACGUGCGUUAAUUCGUACUGUCACUCGCCGCCUACGACGUGGCUUCGCACGAAGUGAGCAUGUAACGACGACGAAAAUGCCGCUUAGUAUCGUGAUACAAGCGCGGUGUCAGGUGUGCAAAAAAGGAUCUCGACUCCCGACUGACGAUCACCGAUCACCGAUCACCGUGAUGUUAUCGUAAUGUCCCUCGCCUCGAGCACAAACAGAUGGGCCUCGAGGAUAGUCAUAGUAUUACAGCUGACUACCUGGAGCGCCGUCAGCAUCGUCCUCCUCCAGAAGGGCGUUAGCUCGUUGCAAAGAAGAAUGCUCGAAACGACUAGCCACGUUAUCGAGUCGAGACAGCCGGGAAGUCAGUUGACGGGGAUCGACCAGCGUGCCGACAAUCUCGAGGGCGAGGACACGUCGAGCAAGAUCCCGAGGAUAACCCGCGACGAGGAGCGUACUCUCGACAACGCGAGCUCGAGGAUCAUCCGGGCGUGGGAGGAGGCCGUUAUCGCGCCGGGACUCGUGCCCGAACCGGCCUCGCGGCAGGAGGAGGAGGAUGGAAGAAGUAGGAUAGAGGAGAACAGAAACGCGACGGAGCGGGAAGCCGAUCUCGCGGGAAACGCGCCGCGAUCGACGAGGCGCGAGCCGGAGACGCGGGCGCGGAAGUCGCCCGGCCGCGGCUGGGAGACCGGCGAGCGAGUUGCGAGCGCGCUUGGCGGAAGCAAGAGCGGAACGAGCUUCUCCCGCAUAAGCGACAGCGGAGCGACGACGGCUGUUGCCAUGGUGGUGAUCGGAGUUAUCAUGCUGGUGCUGGCACCGACCGUGAUCAUUUUGCGGAUUCUGGACGAGAGGAAGCAGGCGAGGAAGCUAGUCGCGCUGUCCAGUGCGCGGGAGGACCUGCCGCCAGCGUACGAGCAAGUCGUCUUUACGAGCGAGGAGGCGCCAAGAUACUCGACGCUCUCCUUAAACGAUGACUACUCGUCCCCGCCCCCGUCGGCUACGGCGUCGCUGAUCAAGUCAAAUUCUACGUAGAAUACGUAUACAAAGAGAGUGUGUUUCCUUUUAAUAUUAAUACAUGUAAUAAAGUAUUACUUAUUUUAUAAAACGGUUUUUGUAAGUUCUUAAUGAAUGGUCGUAAUGGAGAAGAGAGGAGGAAAAGGGAAGAAGAGAGAAUACAGUUAAGAAAAGUUUUAAUAUAUAGAAUAUAUAUCGCUUUUAAUAUGAAUAAAGUAUUAUUUUAUAAUUACCAUAAUGAUUUUAUGUACGACUUAAAAGUUAAAUAUAUGAUACCAA